This is a messenger RNA of Pistacia vera, 471 nucleotides long. RefSeq names its product disease resistance protein RPP2B-like. The record is from RefSeq and is a predicted model, not a curated record. The coding region runs from base 1 to 471 and encodes 156 amino acids. NCBI's taxonomy places the organism in Eukaryota, Viridiplantae, Streptophyta, Magnoliopsida, Sapindales, Anacardiaceae. The transcript has 3 exons. Gene Ontology annotation, biological process: defense response.
AUGGGCAAGGAAAUUGUUCAUCAAGAAUCCUUCAGAGAACCUGGCAAACGUAGCAGGUUAUGGAAUCAUGAAGAUGUCUUUCAUGUCCUGAAGAACGAAACAGGGACAAAUGCAGUUCGAGGCUUGUUCUUAGAUAUGUCCAAAAUUCCAGAUUUACAUCUACGGUCUGAAGCCUUUGAGAAGAUGUCUAGUCUUAAAUUUCUUAAGUUUUAUAAAUCUCAUUUGCAUGAUGGAGAAUUUAUUAAAAGCUCUAAGGUGCAUCUUCCGCUGGGACUAAGAUAUCUUUCUGAUGAGUUGAGCUGCAAUGUGCUUCAAUCAAUUCCAGAGCUUCCACCGGCUCUAAUGUAUUUGGAUGCAAGCUAUUGCAGGCGACUCCAAUCAAUACCAGAGCUUCCAUCAAAUGUAGAAGAAAUGGCUGAAAAUCAGAACUGGAAACAGUAUCCGUAUGCUUCCACCCAUGUUCAUGCUUGA